CACGGGCUCGGCGGCGGCCGGCGCAGGCCCCGGCGGCGGCGCGAUGUUCGUGCAGGAGGAGAAGAUCUUCGCGGGCCCGGUGCUGCGUCUGCGCGUCUGCGCGGCCGACGGCUCCGAGUGGCUGGAGGAGGCGACCGAGGACACGGCGGUGGAGGCGCUCAAGGAGCGCUGCCUCAAGCACUGUGCUCAUGGGAGUUUAGAAGACCCCAAAAAUGUAACUCAUCAUAAAUUAAUACAUGCUGCUUCAGAGAGGGUGCUGAACGAUACCAAAACAAUCCUGGAAGAAAACGUCCAAGACAAAGAUGUUCUGUUGUUGAUCAAAAAGCGUGCUCCCUCUCCACUUCCUAAGAUGGCUGAUGUCUCAGCGGAAGAAAAGAAGAAACAAGAGCAGAAGGCUCCGGACAAAGACGCCAUCCUCCGGGCGACAGCCAACCUGCCUGCCUGCAGCACAGACCGAGCUGCAGUCCAGACUACCAUGAGAGAUUUCCAGACAGAACUCCGGAAAAUCUUGGUGUCUCUCAUUGAGGUGGCACAGAAGUUGUUAGCAUUGAACCCCGACGCAGUGGAAUUGUUUAAGAAGGCUAAUGCUAUGUUGGAUGAAGAUGAGGAGGAGCGAGUGGACGAGGCUGCCCUGCGACAGCUCACGGAGAUGGGCUUCCCCGAGAGCAGAGCCUCAAAAGCCCUCAGGCUGAACCACAUGUCAGUACCUCAGGCCAUGGAGUGGUUGAUUGAGCAUGCAGAAGACCCGGCUAUCGAUACGCCUCUUCCUGGCCAGUCUUCCCCCGCAGGGGCAGAUACUGUGGCUGCUGCCCCUGAAGCUGCUGCUGGAGCUAGUGCAAUAGAGGAGGAGGCCCGGGACGAGCUCACAGAAAUCUUCAAGAAGAUUCGCAGGAAAAGGGAGUUCCGGGCUGAUGCUCGGGCUGUCAUUUCCCUGAUGGAGAUGGGCUUCGAUGAGAAGGAAGUGAUAGAUGCCCUCCGAGUGAACAAUAACCAGCAGAAUGCUGCUUGCGAGUGGCUGCUGGGGGACCGGAAGCCGUCCCCUGAGGAGCUUGACCAGGGCAUCGACCCCAACAGCCCAUUGUUCCAGGCCAUCCUGGACAAUCCUGUGGUGCAGCUGGGACUGACCAACCCCAAGACCCUGCUAGCGUUUGAAGACAUGUUGGAGAACCCACUUAACAGCACACAGUGGAUGAAUGACCCAGAGACAGGCCCAGUCAUGCUGCAGAUCUCCAGAAUCUUCCAGACGCUAAACCGCACGUAGGCGUGCCCACCCGGGCUCCUGGCUGUGCAGCCUCAGCAGCCCCCCUGGAAGGGGCAGAGGGCCAGAGGGGACCGUGUGUAGACGCCGCUUAGUACCUGCGCCUGGAUCACAGAGCCGUGGCUCUUCCUCCCUGACCCCAUGCUCACCAACUUCUGCGCCGGUGGUUUGUAAGGCCGCAUCCUGGCUUGUGUCGUGUUUACAGAAAGUAGCUGUUGCACUGGGAGGAUGGGCGACCGCUCCUUCCCAGUGCUCUGGUGGCUCUUGAAAUGCUACUUGAAUUGACCCUUAGGUGUUUGCUUGUGGAGCCUACCUGAUAUUUGAAAGAAGGCAUGUUCCAAUCCAAAGUGUUAUGUCAAGUGUGCUAAUUUAACCAGAGUGAUUCACAGAUGACUUCUUUAAUAAAUAAACCCUUUUCCUAUU
Dipodomys spectabilis (banner-tailed kangaroo rat) is the source of this 1681-nucleotide messenger RNA. RefSeq names its product UBA domain containing 1 (gene Ubac1). NCBI's taxonomy places the organism in Eukaryota, Metazoa, Chordata, Mammalia, Rodentia, Heteromyidae. The record is from RefSeq and is a predicted model, not a curated record. The transcript is spliced from 10 exons. Bases 44 to 1261 code for a protein of 405 amino acids. Gene Ontology annotation, molecular function: protein binding.